GUCGUGUGUACAAUUGUAUGGCCGCACCACCGUGUCUUUAAUGUCAGCCUUGGGCAUAUUAUAGAGACCACGAGGCUCUGGUGAAAGAGUCAUUCGCAUGUUGGACAUAUAACCCCAAGAACAAGAUACGGGGAGAAUUGCCCACUUUGGGAGCCUCAGUCCUUAGCGGCGUGUCCACAUCCCUCUGGAAUGAAUCCCUAAUGAUUAAGGGAGCCGCUGCCAAACUGUCUGGCUAUGGCCGCUGAUCCCAAAGCAAUUCGCCGCUAUCAUGCGGGCGUCGAAAGGGCACUCGCCCUGUUUGACGCCACGAACGAAUGGGCGGACUACAUAGCCUUCCUCAGCCGCCUUGCAAAGACGCUACAGGCAUCCCCCCCAGCGGCCGACAUCCCGAUGAAGCCGGCAUUGGCGAAGUACCUUGCUUUGUGUAUGAAACCGUCUUUGCCUUCCGGGGUGCACCAAAAGGCUCUUGAAGUGUACAGCCUUGUCUUCACUUUGCUUGGACAGGAGGGUUUGUCCCACGACUUGCCGAUAUGGCUGCCUGGUUUCUCCCACACUCUGACAUUUGCCUCGUUGAGUACGAGACCAUUGUUUCUGUCUUUGUACGAUGAACAUAUCCUCAAGCUGCCGAGUCACGUCUUGAGGCCUGCAUUAAGGGCCCUCAUUCUGUCUUUGCUUCCUGGCAUCGAGGAAGAGAAUAGCGAAGACUUUGAGCAUACUUUGGGAACAUUCAACCGCCUUCGACAACUCUUCGUUGAGGACGAUUCCGAGGAGUUGUUCUGGCAGAGUUUAUUUCUUGCCUCUGUUACCAGCAAGAGCAGACGACCGGGUGCGCUUGUAUACUUGACGCGACAACUCCCCAAGUUAGGCCCAAGCACAACCCCCAGCUCGGGUCUAAAUGGGACGGAUGGAGAUGUUUCGGGCUCUCUGGAGAGGGCGAUCAAAGCAGUCACAACCCCAGAACCAGGUCUUCUGGUGCGAUGUUUUGCUACAGGGCUCCAGGACGAGCAGGCAUUAAUUCAACGCGGUUUCCUUGACUUAUUGGUUUCACACCUCCCGCUCAGCGCCUCAAUCCUCCAGACUCACAUCCCCAAGAAAGACUUGGAUGUUCUGGUUACAUCUGCGCUGUCUGUUGUUCUGAGGAGGGACAUGAGUCUAAACAGGCGCUUGUGGACCUGGUUUAUCGACAAGGAAGAUAAUCGAGACGGAGCAGCCGACGUGUCAAGUGUCGAGCCAUUAUCACCGUCCGUCCCUGGCGGCGAAGCUCACACUUCUGCCGCACACAGCUAUUUUGAGAAGUACGGCCUACAAUCUGUGAUCCGCAGUCUUGAGAAGAUGUUGCGAAAGGAGUCUGCUUCUCCAAUAGACAGGGCUCGCCCGUUCCGCAUAAUGCUUUCCUUGAUGGACCGCUGGGUCAUUGGCAAGCUACCAAUCCAGGCUUUGUUCAUUGUAGCCAUGCAAGAUUUGCGGAGAUACCAAACAUUGGCACCAUCGCAAGCCUCGUUCGAUGAAGUCUUCCGGAGCGCCAAUGUAUUUUUUGAUGCCAUCGAGCCUCAGCUCAUAACCAGUCAACUCUUUCAACUUCUUGAGAUGAAACAGCUGGAUUUGCUUGACUUUAUCAUGUCCAACUUCAAUUUACAGGAUGACGAAAUGACUGCUGUUCAUUUGCCACUUCUGUGCCUAGCAGUGUCCGAGAUGACUCUGCAAAGCAAGGUCUCAGAUUCUGAUGAGGCGGGUGAAGAAGCAGAAGCACUAUCCAAGCUACUAGAAGGGCUCCUCGCCCUGCUCCCGCCACACCCAGUAUCACCGCCGUCCACAAGAAAGGAAGGCCUGCCACACGAUGGUUGGCUGACGAGAAUCAAGGCAUUGUACCAGAAGUCUUCCUACGUCAGAAAGGCUUUGACCGACAUUAUAUCUCCUGGAGAGGCAGCCGAACUGUUACUUCGGAAUGUCGCGCUGGUCUUUCUGGACUGUCUGACCAAUCCAUCCCGUCGGAAUUCUCUAACACCCUUGACCAAUGCUCUUGUUAGAGCUAUAUCGAGGUGCAGCACGUUCCAACCCCUGCGACAGCUUGAAUUUGGCGAGCAGCUUCAUACAGUUCUCCAGAACAUACCCUCGCAGACUUGGGUGAGGUAUGAAGUAGCUAGGAGCAUUGCUGUCAUAGUCGAUACGCUCCACACUUUUGAUCCUCAUGGCGAGACACUCACAAAACGCGACUUGUAUACCAUAAUACCGGCACUUGUGUCUCAAUUUUGGUCAGUUCUUCUGCCGCGCACACCUCAAUACCACGUCGAAGCUGUUGAACAGAUAUGGAAACUUCGCAUCAUCUCUCAGCCCCUACUUCUAGUGGACAGCAAGAUCAUGGAAUUAAUGUGUGAAGGGCCAUCCUCAUUAGAGGAUGAGCAACGACGAAUUGCACACUUCUCAACUUUCUGGCUCCACACACGAUUCCCAGAAAUCAACGUUGAAAUAUUCUCAACAAGUCAUGGUUUCGAGGACGACGACGUACCGUGGGCUUUGCUACGGCAGCCAGUGCUAAGCAUCAUCGAUGGCGUGGAUCCCCAUCAGCCAGAUGAUCCACGACGAGUCUGGCUUAACAACCUCCCAUCGAUGCUCCCUGUUUUCACAAUAAUUUAUACUGAAAACAACGCCGCCACGAAUCCUCAACUGUCCAUUCUUGGUUUGUGCCGACUGCACAAAGUUAUUGUUCUUGCGCGACAAUCGACUGUGCAACGCAACGAGAUUUUUGCAUCUGAUGGAGUUUCCAGCAUGAUAUUGGACCUAUGCACCGAGAAACUGUCCUCUAGCGAAAGUGAAGCAUCCGUCAAGCUGGUGCUUUCGAUUUUGAAUGUCAUUAUUGAGGAAACAGAUGUGCGGGCUCUCGAAGAACUGGUUGUCCUGCUCAUGCAGCGCUUAAUCAACCUGAGCGAGGAUAACUUCAUGCAAGAGAGUGUGUUGGACACUUUACAGACGAUAUUUGCAAAGCCGAAUUCCAGACCUCCUCCCGGCGGCCUUUUGGCCAUUCUGAUGACAGGUAUAACAUCCGACGCAGUGGACUCGACAAUCGAUAAAUGGAUCACGGUCCUGUGCAACACGAUCUCUCUCUACACCACCCAAACGCUUUUCUCCAACAUGCUCAAGUUGACAGCCUGCUUUUGUCGGCGGAUCAAAACAUAUUUUGCCCACAUGAAGCUCCUAUACCAGAAAUCAGAAGCCAGCGGCAAUGAUGAGAUUUUCAUGACUGCCAAAACCCCCGAACGAUCAUUGGGCAAUCUUCUCGCAGGACUCGAGUACAUCCUGGCCAGGGCUCAUACACAUCUGGUGGAUCAAUCCACAGGGUCUGAAACGGCCAGUAUUACCAAUACCUCAGAAAAGUCCCAGGCACGAUCCAUCGCCAAUCACCGUCUAACGGUCAUCCUCUGCAUGCAAGACACGAUCAAGCUGUGCGGCGAGAUUUGGGCCUGGAGGAUAUCGAAGAGGUCAUCUGACACCGUUCCUGACACCAAGUCUUUUGCCUACAUAUCGGCACGACUCCGUACACGAACGCGAAGGAUUUUGGAACAUCUCACAGACGCAGAGCCGCAAGAAUGUCUGGAAACCUUAAUGGGGAUGUGGGUCGAGACAGCUCGACGAGGUUCGGGCGAGCAUAAUGUCGCGCUGAACUUGAUGCAGAGUCUGGACGGAGCGCGGCCCAAGUUCAUGAUGCCCGCGACAUUCAAUGCCAUCUACAACCGAACCAAUCCAUCUGCCCUGGACCAAUCCCAGAAAUCAAGUUUAUCAGUCGAUGUCAGUGCGCCCGAGCUCAUGGCGUUUUUGAUAGCGUACACAAAGGCGCUCGAGGACGAUUUGCUCGAGGAGAUCUGGACGGACUGUACGACUUUUCUCCGAGAAGUUCUCGCCAACCCAAUGCCCCAUCGGCAGAUUUUACUCAGACUGCUAGAAUUUGUCGCCGUCAUAUGCCAAAAGAUGGAGAACACCAACUUUGGAGAAGUUGUCCGGAUGCGUCGAGAACUGGCCGACCUGUGCGCUAGGCUCUUUACCGCCAUCUUUACCAUCAAACCGGCCGGUCUUGAUGGGACAGCAUCCUCACAGACGACUACAAGUCAACAUCGCACCAGCACCAGCGCCGACCCUCUGGACUCCCGUAGUCCUAUCCGAAUCAUCUGCGAAGCCAUGCCGAUAAUCGGCAACGCACUGGGCGAUUUGGAAAGGUUGAACACGACCAUGUCAGGAAUAGCAAUGCACAUCACCGGCCCGGCCCUACGGUCACGCCAGUUUCCUGAAUCAGUCACUAUCGAAACACUACACCUCGUGCAGCUAAUGGCCAAAUCCCAACCGAACAACAACAAGACAUGGAAAAAGGACGUGUUGGACGCAUUCAACGAUGCCAAAUUCUUCCAAUCACCACCCUCACUCGCCGGAUCAGGCUGGAUGCCCCUUUUGAAACAAGUCUGGCAACUCGAUAAAGGCGGACUCAUCGCUGAACUUCUGUCCAGAUUGACUCCGCCCGCCACGGCAGGAAUAAUGUUUGGCGUCGGAGCCACGGCUGCGCGCACCGAGGCCGACAGAAAGACACAAUUGACUUUACGACGCAUAGCGUUGCUGUUGCUUUCCGUGGACAUCGAUGCUUUGGUGGCCGAGUUGAGUUCGAUACUGCUCAAGAUGGAAGAACUUUUGACAGCUACGGUGUCGUCCUCGCCGUCCUCGGCUACCAGGGCAGACGUCUAUUUGGUCUUUCGGGCUAUAGCGCUAACUUUUUCUCAUGUCCAUUUGGUCUCGGUGUGGCCUAUUGUGGAUGCUGAAUUACGUGACAUUUUCACGAAUAUACGCCACGGCCAACGCAGCCAGGGCGAACAUGAGUCCGAGGAGGCCGAGUCCAAGUUGGCUUUUACCCCUUCCUCCCAGUUACAGGGUGCCAAGCUGUUGGAUCUGCUGUUGCUUUUGAAACCGGAGGAGUUUCAAUUGCACGAGUGGCUGUUUGUCACGGACACGGUCGAUGCCGUGUAUCCUCCUCCGCCCUCUUCGGGUUUCGAGCCGACGGCGCUGGCUGAUCAGAUCGUGUCCGUGUCCAAGAGCCCGAACUUGAAGACCGAGGUGGAGCUUCCUACGUUGAAAGAGGACGAACCCCGAAAACCGUGGUUGUGCACGGAUCUGACUCGGACAAGUCAAAAUCCUCAGGCUGUCUUGAUACCGUUUUUGAGACAGUUGAGCAUUCAUGCCUUUGAGGAUACGUACAGUCUGCAACCGGUGGAUGUUGCCGCUUGUCGUCAAGAUCUGUUGGCGGACUUAUUUGUUGACUGAGCAACGGAGUUGGAGGAUAGACCUAAAUCAGCUUUUGCAACGCAUGGCCUUGAUGUUCAAGUUGCCACGAACUACUAGUAGUUAGUCAUGGUUCAGCGGCGGUCCACGACAUGUAGAAUGGUGUUCGUGUUGUUCUGCUAUUGACAGUGUCCCUGAAAUCCGAAUAAGACGGGACAGGGAAGAAGCAAAUCUGCUUUGACAGUCAAGUGGCCCUGCGUGUUCUCAAGUGUUAGAACAGCUGGAUUCUCGAUUAGGCUGCUGCUAUACCGCUGCCCUUGCAGUAUUCGACCAAAUGAAGGUGUGCAAAACCAAAAAGAGAAACACAGGUGGUCAACAAGACUGAGUAUAGAUGACUGCACCGACACAGGAAUUUUUUUUUGUUUGUACUUUUACACGACGCUCCAAGUUGGCAGAAAGUCAUCCCCGAGUGUGUGCGAACCAUGCGAAACACCGCGCACUGCGCUUUCAUUGGAGGAGGAGAAGAUUCGAUCCAUCAUUCCAGGCAUGCCCACAUUGUCCCUUAAAAAGCCCAUGCGAUCUGGCAGCUUAUUUUUUGAUCUGUGACAUUCUGUUCUCGAGUUCUGUUACGUAGGAGUGGAUCCGUUGCACGGCCGCUUGAAGUGCCUGUGUUCGCG
Exophiala dermatitidis NIH/UT8656 is the source of this 5933-nucleotide messenger RNA. RefSeq lists its product as uncharacterized. The record is from RefSeq and is a predicted model, not a curated record. Gene Ontology annotation, biological process: Golgi to endosome transport. The transcript has a single exon. Lineage: Eukaryota; Fungi; Ascomycota; Eurotiomycetes; Chaetothyriales; Herpotrichiellaceae. Gene Ontology annotation, cellular component: trans-Golgi network; endosome. The coding region runs from base 235 to 5298 and encodes 1687 amino acids.